GGGGGAUUGGUUUGUGGUGGAGUUUAAUUGUGAUGGAAGGAUUGGUGAAGAUGAUGAAGAAGAUGAGAAGAAAGAGAUGGAGAACGAUGCGGGUGGUUCUCAUCAAGUUUUUUUUUUUUUCCUGUUUUAAUUAAUUAGAUUUUUAGUUCAUUUUUUAUUUUGAUUUAAUUUAAUGAAUUUUCAGCUUUAAAAAAAGGAAAUUGUUAACGUCCGUUAUACUUUUUUAAACGGAAGGAUUAAAGUGACGGCCGUUUGACACAUUCGGGGACCGCGAGAUGGAUAAAAUUCAUUUAGGGACGAAUGUGAAGUCGGUGGACACUUUUGAGGACCAAAGUGACCAUUUACCCAACAAAAUUGUCUUAUCAUCUUCUCACUUCUCAAUCACCUUCUAUAUGCAUGGUCCACUUCUUUAUCUCUUGUUCUCUUCAAACUCAGUCAUAUGUUUCUCUUCCUACAACAGUGCCAAAUUUUUGAUGUGACAUUUGGCUUGGUCCACCAAAGUUGGAGUAUACUUGCACUUCAAAUAAUUUCGUUAUAUAUAUUCGUCUACUCUACUGUAUAUGUAGAAUGUAGUUGAUAGAGAUAAAUAAUCCCCAUUAUUCUUCUUCCUUUAAUUUUGAGAGGGAGUAGCUGCAAUUUUCAUUCUCAGAGGAAGACAUUCUUCAAGGGACUUUGUUCUGCUCAAGAAUUUCACCUUUCUCUUGAUUUCAAUGGAGCACCGAUUUUUUACUGAGGAACCUAACAGCACCAACUAUGAGCAGAUAGACCUCACUCUGAGGCUGUCUCCAUAUGGCUCUGUUCCAGCAGCAGAGGGUGAGAAGGGUCUGGUGAGAUUUGGGGACUUGCAGACAAUGAGAAGAGUGAGAAGUGGGAAGAGACUGGUGCUGGAGAAGCAGCGAAGAGAGUAUGAACUCAAGAUGGCAUGGCAUAACUUAAAUAUGUCAUUGUUGCACAUAAGCUCUGACGUUUUAAUCUUUGCUUAUAUUGAAGAAGGAGCUAGCUCUAGCAUCCAAACAUCACCUAAGGAGGAAUAUAAUCCCAUGGUUACCCCAAAAGAAUCAAUGCUUCUGGAGAGACUUGAGCAUGUGAAUCCUCGUCUUGAGGGUGAUGAUGCAAUGGACAUUCUGAGACAAAUGCCUAGAGUGACCACUACUGGAGAUGGCCCUAAUGGGAAGAGAAUCGAAGGACUUCUUCACAAGUAUAAGGGAGGUCAAGUUUGUAUUGUGUGUGUCUGUCAUGGUAGCUUCCUCUCUCCCACUGAAUUUGUGAUGCAUGCUGGAGGAAAGGAAGUGGCUAAUCCCAUGACACACAUCACUGUUUGUUCUGAUUCCUUUUGUAUCAUUUGACAAUGUGGUGUUUUUCUUAUCCUAAGAUGUAAUGCAUGUUAAAUAUCAGCUAUUAUAAUUUUGCCCCAUGUAGCACAAUAAUUUGAAAUUUGUACUAUAAAACAUAUUUUCUGUUUGCCUUGAGGAGACACAGUUAAACAAGA
This is a messenger RNA of Lotus japonicus, 1489 nucleotides long. RefSeq names its product ninja-family protein AFP3-like. Gene Ontology annotation, biological process: response to abscisic acid; negative regulation of DNA-templated transcription; signal transduction. The transcript is spliced from 3 exons. NCBI's taxonomy places the organism in Eukaryota, Viridiplantae, Streptophyta, Magnoliopsida, Fabales, Fabaceae. The coding region runs from base 711 to 1346 and encodes 211 amino acids. Gene Ontology annotation, cellular component: nucleus. The record is from RefSeq and is a predicted model, not a curated record.